AAAACAAACUACUAGAAAAAUAUAGACUUAGCGAGGACUUAUAUUGGUGGUGUGUACAGUGCAGAAAUUUCGUCCAUAAACGCUGCAGACUACACCCACUAUAUAGUUAUGCUUCAAAAGUUUGGUGUCACUCUGGGAAAACCAACUGAGUUGUAGUAACAAGCUUAAAGGCUACAUAAAUGGAAGAUAAAGCUGCGAUAAAAGAAUUGCUGGAAGACGAGGAAAACCCAUAUGAUAAUACUAUGGGAUCUACUCUUCUAAGCUUGAGCCUGAAUAACUCAGGGCAACCCCUUAACCAAAUGGGGAUGCUGCGAAUCAAGCUUGAGGAAGCAAAGAAAGAGAAUGAGAUUUUGAAGGCUAUGCUGAAUCAGGUUAAUCAACACUGCACUGCUCUUCAGAAUCGCAUACUUUUUGAGAUGCAGCAGCAUCAACUAUGUUCAUCAUCACCUCGCAAUGAUAAUAAUAAUCAUGACUUGCAGGGAAACAAACAAGAUGCGGAGAAAUUACCAAUGCUACACACCCGGCAGUUUUUGAAUAUGGGCGAGUCUUCAUCAAUUUUAGACGGCAACACAAAAGCAUGUGCAAUAGCAGAAAACGCUGAAAAGAAAAUGUUAGGCAAAAACCUUGCAUGUGAUGAUAAUAAGUACAAUGUUGAAGGUGAAAUCAACAGUCAAAUAACAUCGCAUGAAGCAAAAAGCACAGAAGAUCAAGUAUCUGAGGUUACUUGCAGGAGAGCUAGAGUGUCCAUAAGAGCAAGAUCAGAUUUUUCUUCGAUGUUUGAUGGGUGUCAAUGGAGAAAGUACGGACAAAAGACAGCGAAAGGCAACCCUUGUCCUCGAGCCUACUACCGUUGUAGCAUGGGAACUGCAUGUCCGGUUCGUAAGCAGGUGCAAAGGUGUUUCAAGGAUGAGACUGUUCUCAUCACAACCUAUGAAGGGAACCACAACCAUCCCCUCCCACCAGCAGCAAGACCUUUGGCAAGCUCAACAUCAGCCGCAUUGAACAUGUUCCUUUCUGGCUCAAUCACAAGCUCACAUUCCAGCACCAUUCUACCUAACUCACCCCUAUCCACUAUUUCCCCAAGUACUGCUGUGGCCACUUUCUCCCAAAAUGCAACAUGCCCCACAGUAACACUGGACUUAACCCAGCCAAAUAACAACAACUAUCUCCAAUUCCAAAGUGCCACCACUUCUUCACAAGACCAUACACAAUCAUUUUUCCCUCUGCCAUUGCAUGGAAACCCUCAAAAUUAUUCUGAGGGGUUGAUGCACUUGUGGUCUAAGGUUCCAAUUCCAACCAUGUUAGCCCCAGAGAAAAACCUUGCCCUGGUGGAUGUUGUCAGUGAGGCCAUAAACAAAGAUCCUUCUCUCAAGGCAGCAUUGUUUUCAGCCAUUUCCUCACUCACUGGAGAUCCUGAUCAGAAGGACAACAUCAAUAACAUAAGCCAAUUACAUAGUAAGAGUAGUGGUGGUUAUGACCCUUGUUCUAAGAUGCCUGCAAUACCACCUAUUCAGCCUUACACUAAGUUGAUUUAGAGUUGACAUUUAAUAUUGUUGUCAAAUUAAAUAAUCUAAUGGCAAAUGUGGCUUGCUUGCCAGAAGAAGAGGUGAGCAUAUAUAUAUAUGUGUGUCUGAGAGGUAAAGUUUUAUAAGAAGUCUACGGUCACUCCAAGGAAGACUUCCUUCUUAAUACACUGGUUUUCGUUAGUCUUACUUUGUAAAAUAAGUUAAUGAACAUAUUAAAGUUUUGGCUUUUGGUCUUGUAUUUAAAUAUACAGUAAGCCUAAGAGUAAUAAUUUCUUUUU
Molecule: messenger RNA, 1804 nt
Organism: Glycine soja
Lineage: Eukaryota; Viridiplantae; Streptophyta; Magnoliopsida; Fabales; Fabaceae
Product: WRKY transcription factor 42-like
Exons: 6
Coding region: 180-1535 (451 amino acids)
Biological process (GO): regulation of DNA-templated transcription
Molecular function (GO): DNA-binding transcription factor activity; sequence-specific DNA binding
Source: RefSeq, a predicted model, not a curated record